Molecule: messenger RNA, 429 nt
Organism: Suhomyces tanzawaensis NRRL Y-17324
Lineage: Eukaryota; Fungi; Ascomycota; Pichiomycetes; Serinales; Debaryomycetaceae
Exons: 1
Coding region: 1-429 (142 amino acids)
Biological process (GO): protein folding in endoplasmic reticulum
Cellular component (GO): EMC complex
Source: RefSeq, a predicted model, not a curated record
AUGUCGUCAGUCCUUUACAUAGUGGGAGGCGUCUUGGUGCUCCACGCCGCAUACUCGUCGAUGGAGUUCCAUUUGCUCGCCAAGUCGAUGCACCAAGAAUGCACCUUCACCACCGUGCCCUCCGACAUCAUCCACGAAACGGUAUACGGACUUGUGUUGAUCAUAUUGGGGGCCAUCCGGUCGGUGAGGAACGAGGUGGCAUACACUGUGGAGGGCAGUGAGUCCAGCGAGGGUGCAUUGAAGGGGAUCAACAUCAACGUGGCUGUGAAACAGGACCACGAGUAUCUCAGACCCAUUGAAAUGAAGCGAGCAGUGGCAGUCAGCGAAAGAAUCGGCUUAAACGAUUACGCAGAGUUCGAAAGCAGAGUGGACUUUGUUGAUCUUGUUGAGAAGAGAAAGGAGUUCAACCAAUGGAGUGAAGCUCAGUGA